This is a messenger RNA of Haliaeetus leucocephalus (bald eagle), 1560 nucleotides long. It is a transcript of the gene SLC6A8, whose product is annotated as solute carrier family 6 (neurotransmitter transporter), member 8. The record is from RefSeq and is a predicted model, not a curated record. NCBI's taxonomy places the organism in Eukaryota, Metazoa, Chordata, Aves, Accipitriformes, Accipitridae. The transcript has 12 exons. Gene Ontology annotation, biological process: sodium ion transmembrane transport. The coding region runs from base 1 to 1560 and encodes 519 amino acids. Gene Ontology annotation, cellular component: membrane.
AUGCGCCUCGGUGCCUGGACUCCCCUGGUGCACCCUGGUGCCCGCUGCAUCUCUGUGCGCUCUGCUACUGGCUGGGCCCGGUGUCCCCCGCUGCGGUCCCACUGCUGUCUGGGCCUGGCCUCCAUGGUGAUCGUCUUCUUCUGCAACUCCUACUACAUCAUGAUCCUGGUGUGGGGUCUCUUCUACCUGGUGCACUCGCUGACGGACACCCUGCCCUGGGCCACCUGCGGCCACGCUUGGAACACGGAGCAGUGCGCCGAGCUCUUCCACCUCGAGCUCUGCCGCAAUGGCAGCACCAACGCCAGCACCGGCACUGGGCCCUUCAACCUCAGCUGCGCCGACCUGGCCAACAAGCGCUCGCCCGUCAUUGAGUUUUGGGAGAACAAGGUGCUGCGGCUCUCAGGGGACCUCAGCGAGCCGGGGGAGAUGAACUGGCAGAUGAUCCUCUGCUUGGUCACCACCUGGGUCAUUGUCUACUUCUGCAUCUGGAAGGGCGUCAAGUCGACCGGGAAGAUUGUCUACUUCACGGCACUCUUCCCCUACGUGGUCCUCAUCCUGCUGCUGGUCCACGGAGUGACGCUGCCCGGGGCGCUGGGUGGCAUCGUCUACUACCUGAAACCCGACUGGUCCAAGCUGGCCGAGGCGCAGGUCUGGAUCGACGCCGGCACCCAGAUCUUCUUCUCCUAUGCCAUCGGGCUGGGCGCCCUGACCGCGCUGGGCAGCUACAACCGCUUCCACAAUAACUGCUAUAGGGAUGCCUACAUCCUGGCCGUGAUCAACAGCUCCACCAGCUUCUUUGCCGGCUUCGUCGUCUUCUCCGUGCUGGGCUUCAUGGCCUCCGAGCAAGGCGUGGACAUCUCCAAGGUGGCUGAGUCCGGCCCUGGGCUGGCUUUCAUCGCCUACCCCAAAGCCGUGACGCUGAUGCCCUUGUCCCCGCUCUGGGCCACGCUCUUCUUCUUCAUGCUCCUCGUGCUGGGGCUGGACAGCCAGUUUGUCGGUGUGGAGGGUUUCAUCACGGGCAUCCUGGACCUGUUCCCCCAGCCGGGGGCUGGCUCGCUGCGCCGUGAGCUCACCGCUGCGCUCUGCUGCCUCGUCUGCUGCCUCAUCGACCUCUCCAUGGUCACGCAGGGCGGCAUGUACGUGUUCCAGCUCUUUGACAACUACUCGGCCAGCGGGAUCACGCUGUUGUGGCAGGCUUUCUGGGAGUGUGUGGUCAUUGCCUGGGUCUACGGCGCUGACCGCUUCAUGGACGACGUGGCCCGCAUGAUCGGCUACCGGCCCCUGCCCUUCAUGAAGUGGUGCUGGGCCGUGGUGACGCCGCUGGUCUGUGUGGGCAUCUUUGUGUUCCAUGUGGUGAACUACAAGCCGCUGACCUACAACAAGACGUACGUGUACCCGUGGUGGGGGGAUGCCAUCGGCUGGGUCCUGGCACUCUCCUCCAUGCUCUGCAUCCCCUGCACCGUCCUCUACAAGCUCCUGCGCUGCAAAGGCUCCUUGCGCGAGGUGAGGGCAGCGUGGGCAAGCCGGCAGUUCCUGCCCCACCGGCAACGCACACCGUAA